GGGACGAUAGCCUGCCUACAAACAUACAAAUUAUCGAGUUUCUAACAAAGAUAAAGACUGCUCUGCGUCUCCCUGUUUUCGGCAGCUGUAAUUUUAGCCAAAUACUAUAGGCCAUAAAGGUGAAAACUGCAGGACUCGAACUCCGCCCACACUGCCACCCACCGAGGACGCCAGCGGAAAGCCUUGCAUCCACUGCGAAGGCCGUUUGCGCACCGAGUGCGAGCGAGAGGGCUGCAGGCGACUUGCGGAGCGAGCGAAUCAUUUUCGCAAGUGUUGUGAUUGACAAAAAAAAGUGAAAGAAACUGCGAUAGUGAGCUCGAUCGGCCCUGACCAGUCAUGUCUUCAACCCCAGCAGCGGGCAGUGCCACCGAGGUGGCCACCUCCAGCGCCACCUCAAACGCACCCAGUGCGCCCAGCACGACGUCCAGCAACGUGAGCAAUACCAGCCAGACCUCGUCCGCCGGAACGCCGCAGGCACGUGGCAGAGGCAGCAAUGCCAACGGAGGAGCCUCCGGCAGCAACGCGUCGGGUGGCGAUGAGCCGCGCAAGGAUGCCAAACCCACGCCCAGGAUAUCCAAGGCCCUGGGCACCUCGGCCAAACGCAUCCAGAAGGAGCUGGCCGAGAUCACACUGGACCCGCCGCCCAACUGCAGUGCCGGUCCGAAGGGUGACAACCUGUACGAGUGGGUGUCUACCAUCCUGGGACCACCUGGGUCCGUCUACGAGGGCGGCGUCUUCUUCCUCGACAUACACUUCUCGCCGGAGUAUCCCUUCAAGCCGCCCAAAGUCACGUUCCGCACUCGCAUCUACCACUGCAACAUCAACAGCCAGGGCGUCAUCUGCCUGGACAUACUCAAGGACAACUGGUCGCCGGCGCUGACCAUAUCAAAGGUCUUGCUGUCAAUUUGCUCCCUGCUCACAGACUGUAAUCCAGCUGAUCCGCUGGUGGGCAGCAUUGCCACGCAAUAUUUGCAGAAUCGCGAGGAACAUGAUCGAAUUGCGCGUCUCUGGACAAAAAGGUACGCAACAUGAUGCGUAAGUUCUGGCAUCGUAAAUAUACCACAAGCCGAAAACUGCAACAACAGAAACGAAAAUUCGCAUCUUGCUAAGGAGAAAGUCUAUUUUAUAAAUAUAUAUUAAAAUACGAUAACUAAUAAAUUAAACAGUAAUAACUACCAUACAAUGUACACGUAAAAUGAAGAGCAGCCGCCAACAGCCAGUCGAUCCAAUUGAGCCUAUAUUUAUGUCGAGUUAAUACAGAAGUUGUAAAAACAUUUGGAAAUUUCUUGAGUUGUACUUUUCGGAAGAGUUUUGUUUUUAGAUCGCUUAGCAACCGAAAACAUUGAAUCGAGUCAAACGAGAAGAACACAUUCAAUAAAAUAAAAAAUUGCAUCAUAAAUUGCACAUUGACAUUAUAAAUUAUAAACUAUUCAACUGCAUAAAUAAAUAUAAAUACAAUUAGUUUACAUUAUAUGUGUACAGUGUUAAGUGAAAACGGAGCUAAACGAGUAACGAGAAAGCCUAUUUUAAUGCGUAAUAUAUGAAUGCAACCAAUGUCAGGGCAGCGAACUUCGUAAAUGAUGAUUUUCAUUCAAAAACUGGCCACAGCAAGAAAAUUCUCAUCAACAAAAGACUAAUUAUGUGGAGUGGUAAACGAAAUAAAUCUAUGUAUACAAAAACUUAAGACAACCUAUUCCAAAUUCCAAAACGAAACUAAAUAAAUUUGUGUUAUUUAUAUGUAAAAUCGGAUUCGGUUUAAUUUUUAAUGUGAUAUUUUUAAGCGUUCGAAAUUUGUUUUUUGGCCAAAUACUUUUCUGUAAUUAUUGAUCGAUUGAGUUUAGACCUGAAAGUUAAAAAGCUCCACAACAGCAAAAUUUGUUAUUUUAAACAAAUGCAAUUAUGAGAAUAAAGCUGAUAUAUAAUGGAACAAAAUGAAGCGAAAAUAUAAAGAAAACCAACUUCCUA
Drosophila ficusphila is the source of this 1965-nucleotide messenger RNA. It is a transcript of the gene Ubc2, whose product is annotated as ubiquitin-conjugating enzyme E2-24 kDa. The transcript has 4 exons. Lineage: Eukaryota; Metazoa; Arthropoda; Insecta; Diptera; Drosophilidae. Gene Ontology annotation, molecular function: ubiquitin conjugating enzyme activity. Gene Ontology annotation, cellular component: nucleus. The record is from RefSeq and is a predicted model, not a curated record. Bases 337 to 1032 code for a protein of 231 amino acids. Gene Ontology annotation, biological process: protein polyubiquitination.